Molecule: messenger RNA, 621 nt
Organism: Saprolegnia parasitica CBS 223.65
Lineage: Eukaryota; Oomycota; Saprolegniomycetes; Saprolegniales; Saprolegniaceae
Exons: 4
Biological process (GO): CTP biosynthetic process; UTP biosynthetic process; GTP biosynthetic process
Cellular component (GO): centrosome
Molecular function (GO): nucleoside diphosphate kinase activity
Source: RefSeq, a predicted model, not a curated record
AAGUUUUUGCGCGACCGCGUGCCCGUCGUGGCCAUCGAGGUGGUUGGCGACAGCGCCAUUGAGCGACUUCCCAAGGUCGCAGCGACCGUCCAAGGCCGCUUCAACCACCCGCUCGAAGUCGCUGCGUCCGCCUUGGAGGCGCAACAGCUCCACGACCAGUACGUCGAGAAGCCGUGGCCGUCGCCCGCGACGUUUGCCAACUGUACGUGUUGCGUGAUCCAGCCGCAUGUGCUCAAGGAGGGCCACGUCGGGUCUGUCAUCGAUGCCAUCCUCGAAUGCGGUCUCUCCAUCUCGGCCAUGGAGCUCUUCCGCCUCGACCGCACGUCCGCGUCCGAGUUUUUCGAGCUCUACGACGGCGUGGUACCGCACUUUAACGAAGCCGUCGACCACCUGACGAGCGGGCCGUGCAUCGCGCUCGAGCUGCAGGGCUCGGGCGAAGUGCAGCGCUUUCGAGAGAUUGCAGGUCCGUGGGACAUUGACAUGGCGCGGGAGCUCAAGCCGAGCACGAUCCGAGCUCGGUUUGGCGUCGACCGUGUCCAGAACGCGGUGCACUGCACCGACUUGCCCGAGGACGGCGCGCUCGAGUCGCAGUACUUUUUUGACAUCCUGGCCCGCAAAUGA